Molecule: messenger RNA, 4426 nt
Organism: Carlito syrichta (Philippine tarsier)
Lineage: Eukaryota; Metazoa; Chordata; Mammalia; Primates; Tarsiidae
Gene: RTL9
Product: retrotransposon Gag like 9
Exons: 4
Coding region: 368-4426 (1352 amino acids)
Source: RefSeq, a predicted model, not a curated record
CAGUCUCCCUGGUAGCUGAUUCCUAGUUGUGGUGAAAAAUCUCAGUCCGAUUUGGAAGGCAAAAGGCCUCAGCCCCGCCCUACUGACUGAGCAUUCUACAACAUAUGGAGCGCCUACUAUGUGCAAGGCAUUGUGGCUACCCAGAACACACCUACCCUCUCUUCCAUAUGACAGCCCUUCAGAGACUUGAAGACAGUGUGUGACUCUCCUGUGAGUUAAGAGCACCGGCUGAGUCAGACAGACCCGAGUGACAAGCCCAGCUUUACUCUCUCUCAGCUGUGAGAGCCAAGAUUUUCUUACCACUUGGGCUUCAGCAGGACUCCUGAUAUCAUCACUUUAGGAACUCCCUCCACACUGUCCUGUGGCCAUGGCAGAUAUGUCAAAAUCCUUACAAUCACGACGAGCCAACAACAAGAUGAGAGAAGAAAAUGCAGACCCUCAAAACAGAGGAAUGACCUCCUCGAGACCAGUGACAGAGGCCAGAGCAGAGGUUCAAAUGCUGCAUUCUCAAGUACAGUUGCCUACAGUCUCGACUUCAACCUCAGAUCCUGGAGGGACAUCCACGCAGCUGAUGACAUCUCCAGCCUUUGAUACCACGUCUGCACCUCUAAUGGGAGCACAAAACUCUGGAGCACUGUCCCCAUCACUAUUGCCAGCCUCAGACUCUGAGGCACUGUCACCAUUGCUAAUGCCAACCUCGGACUCUGGGGCACUGUCACCACUGCUAACGCCAGCCUCAGAUUCUGGGACAUUGUCCCCGUUGCUGUCCACUUCAGACUAUGGGUUAAUGUCCCCAGGGAUGAUGACAAUCCCUGACUUUGGAAUGAUGUCCACAGUGCUAAUGGCAGCAUCAGAUUCUACAGAGAUAUCACCACUGGCAAUGCCAGCUCCAUCCUCUGGAGCGAUGUCUACGCCUAUAAUGAGCACUUCAUCCCCGGAGGCAAUGUCUACACCACUGAUGCUAGCCCCAGAUCCUGGAGAGAUAUCCCCACUCUUAAUGCCAGAUAUAAACACUGGAGUGGUGUCCACACAGCCAUUGUCAGCUCCAGGCUCUGAAGCAAUGUCCCCAUUGCAAAUUACAGAUGAAGACACCGAAGCAAUGUCCCAAGUGCUAAUGACUGCCCUAGCCUCUGGAGAGAUAUCUUCAUUGCUAAUGUCAGGCACAGACUCUGAAGUGAUAUCCUCACUGAUUAUGUCAGCCCUAGCUUCUGGAGAACCAUCAACCCAGCCAACAAGCGCCCAAAACUCUGACGGAAUAUCCACCCCACUCAUGUCAGACCCGGACUCUGAAGAAAUAUCUUCACUUUUAAUGUCAGCUCCAGGCUCUGGAGCAAUGGCCACAUCGCUACUGUCGGUCCCAGAUGCUGGAGAAUUGUCCACAUUACCAAAGCCAGCCCCAGAUGCUGAAGUAAUGUCCCCAAUGCUAAUGACGACCCUAACCUCUGGAGUGAUGUCCACCCAAAUGAUGCCAGCCUCAGGCUCUGGAGUGAUGUCCCCAUGGUUAACACAAAAUCUAGACUCUGAAAUCAUGUCUGUUCCUGCAGCAAGAGCAACAACCUCUGGGAUGAUGUCUGCACCACCAGUAAGAGCUUCAGAGUCGGGAGCAAUGUCCACACCACUAAUGAGAGGCCCAGCCUCUGGAAAUACUUCUACAUUGCAAAAGACAGUCCCAGCCUCUGGAGCAGUGGCCACCCCAUUGAUGACAGUCACAAGCUCUGGAGCAAUGUCCACAGAGAAAAUUCCAACUACAGCCUCUAGAGUGAUGUCCACACAGUUAGCAAUGGCCAAAACUUCUGGAGCAAAGCCCACAGGCCUCAUGAAAGCCACGGCCAAUGGGGGAACUUCCACACAGCGCCCGAGAGCCCCAGCUUCCGGAAAGAUGACCACACUGUCGAGGAAAGCUCCAGCCUCUGGAACAGUAGCCACACAACCAAUUACAGCUGCAGCCUCUGAAACAAUGUCCAUGCCACAGUUGCCAGCCACGGCCUCUGGAGCAAUGUCCAUGCUACAAAUGAGAGCCCCUGUGUCUGGAGCAACGUCGGCAUCACAAAUGAGGACCACGGCCUCAGGAUCGACAUCCACACCACAAAUGAGAGCAACAGCCUCCGGAGCAAUGUCCACCCCACUAAUGACAGCCAAAGUCUCUGGAUCAACAUCCACACUGUUAAUGAGAGACACAGGCUCUGGAGUGAGGUCUAUGACACAAACGAGAGCUCCGGCCCCUGGAGCAGUGUCCAAGCCACUGAUGACACCCAAAGCCUCCGGAACAGUGUUCAUGGAGCAAAUGACAACCACAGCUUCUGGAGCGAUGUCCACACCACUAAUGAGAGACACAAAUUCUGGACCAGUGUCCACAUCACAAAUGACAGCCACAGCCUCCGGAGCGAUGACCACACCACUACUGAGAGCCCCUGGCAAUGGAGCCAUGCCCACACCACUAAUGAGAGCCACAGCCUCUGGAAAGAUGUCCAGUCGGUCAAUGAGCACCCACGACUCUGGAGGAGUGUCCAUGUCACCCACGAGAUCCAUGACCACUGGAAGCAUGCGGACGAGAGCUCCAGCCUCUGAUGGGAUGUCCACACCAACACUGAGAGCUCAGGCCUCUGGAGCAAUGUCCACAACAUUAUUGAGAGGAUCAGACUCUGGAGGGAUGUCCACACUGCUCACAAGAGCUUUGUCCUCUGAAGAGAUGUCCCUGCCACUGAGAUCCCCAGCUUCUGGAGAGAUAGCCAUACCUCUGAGAAUCCCAGCUUAUGGAGCAAUGUCUGCUCCACAAAUGACAGCCACAGCCUCUGGAAUAAUGUGUGUGCCACAAAUGAAGAUUCCAGUCUCUGGAGCAAUGUCCACACCACUAAUGAGAUCCACAGCCUCUGGAGGGGUGUCUGUGCCACUGAUGAGAACUCCAGUCUCUAGAGCGACAUCCAUACCACAAAUGAUGCCUGCAGCUUCUGGGGACAUGUGCGCACUACCUAUGAGAGCCCCAGUGUCUGGAGGAGUAUCCCCACCACUAGUAAGAGCUCCAGUCUCUGGAACUAAGUCCACACCACUAAGGAGAUCCUUAGCCUGUGAAGCUGUGUCCACAGAGUUAGUGAGACCUCCAGCCUCUGGAAAUAUGUCCACUGCACAAACGACAGCCAUGGCUUCUGGAGGGAUGUCCAAGCCAUUAAUGAAAGCCACAGACUCUGGAACAAUAUCAAUGCCUUUGAUGUCAGCCAUGGCUUCUAGAGAGAUGCCUAUGCCGCUAAUUAAAACCAUGGCCUCUGGAGCAAUGUCCACAUCGCAAACCAGAUUUGCGAGCUCUAGAUCUAUGUCCUUGCCACAAGCCACAUACAUAGCUUCUGGGGGGAUGACCACACCACCAAUGAGAACCUCAGCUUCUGGAACGAUGUCCAUGCCACUACCAAGAGCCACAGCCUCUAGAGUGAUGUCCAUGCCACAAAAGAAAGUCACAGCCUCUGGAGGGAUAUCCACACCACUAAUGAGGACCCCAGCCCCCAGAGAAACGUCCACACCACAAACAGCCUUUGGGAUGAUGUCCACUCCGGAAAUCAAUGCUGCAGACUCUGGAGAGGCAUCUACCUCUCACACCAACAUCACAGCCUCUGGAGCAAAGCCCACACCACACAUGACUGCCGCAACCCCUAAAACUUCAGGCCCACCACCAGAGGAAGUGCCAUCCUUUGGAAUGUUGACCCCAGCACUCUGUUACCUCUUAGAAGAGCAGGAAGCAUCCCGGGGCUCAUGCUCUGUGGAGGAAGAAAUGGAGAUUGAUGAGGAGAAGCAAAUAAAGGGGUUUUUGGAUGAUUCAGAGAAAAUGGCAUUUCUGGUGUCUCUUCAUCUGGGGGCAGCAGAGAGAUGGUCCAUCUUGCAGAUGGAGGUAGGAAAUCCCCUCUCAGAUGAAAAUAAAUCUUUCCUGAGAAGAUCCCAGGGCAUAUAUGACUCCCUCUCUGACAUAGACAUCCUCAGUGCUGUUCUUUGCCAUCCCAAGCAGGGCCAAAAGUCAGUCAGGCAGUAUGCCACUGACUUCCUACUGCUGGCCCGACACUUGUCUUGGUCUGAUGCCAUUCUACGAACCAGGUUCCUGGAAGGACUCUCUGAAGCUGUUACCACUAAAAUGGGUCGGAUCUUCCUGAAGGUGGCCGGCAGCCUAAAGGAGCUGAUAGACAGGUCUCUCUAUACCGAGUGCCAGCUGGCUGAGGAGAAGGAUUCCCCGCACUACUCCAGCCAGGUUCUGCCGACAGCCUAUAAGAGAAAUAAUGAAGAGGCCAUGGAGGAUGAACUGAGCGCUCAGCAGCAGACCGAGGAGUACCAGCAUGUUUCCAAACGCUGUUACUACCUGAAAGAACAUGGAGACCCCCAAGAAGGUCUUCACGACCACCUUGGACAGAGCACGGGCCAUCGUCAGAAGGCCCCCAUCAACAAAUAA